GGUCGAUAGACAAAGGGAAGUUCGAUCGCAGAACCACUAUGGCAACAGUCAAAAAGAACUGUUAGACGAGCCCGGGGGUUCAUCGGUGACACAAUGGACGCAUAUGCUGUGUUUUGCCGCCAGUGAACAGACUGGGGAAGCUCACGCCCUUGCCAGCUGCGCGGAUCGAGUCGAGGAUGACAGCCUUCUGCGCCUGGACCUCGGGGUGAUGAGUGUCCUUGCCAUGGAGGGAGGCGAGCACACUUUCGCCCUCCUCGUAUCUCUCACGGCUGAGAAGCCAUCUAGGAGAUUCUGGAAGGAACACUAUGACAACAGAGAGGAAGAGACCAAAUACAAUCUGGAAAGCGAUGGGCCAUCUCUAGUGAACACUCUCGUUAUCGGAGAACUGAGAACCGUAGUUGAUCCAAUAAGCAAUGAUAGUUCCGAACGCGAUCGUAGCGCCCCUCGAUACAGAUCAAGAGACCACGGUUCGAUGAUUGGAGCAUUCGGCCUGAUAUGUGGGAAUAGUUGAUGUGUUGAUGCCGUUCCGACACCGGUAAUCGUUCGUCCAACCAUGAAUUGCAGAAAGGGCAUAUGUCCAGUAAACGAGGCCACCUAGAUGAUGACCCCGAGAAUCAUAACCCAUCCACCUGUGAUACAGGCUCGGCUACGGCCAAGCCACUCGCCGAAAAUGAGAAUGAAGAUAGCGCCAAGAAGGCAGCCGAUCUCGUAAAUUCCAGUCGUGAUGCCUUGUACCGUAGAAUUAUCUUUUGUCGUUAGGAAAUAAACGUUGAAGACCGGUCCGUAAUGAUCCCACCCAUUACACCUUGGUCGAAUUUGAAAAGCAGAAAUCCAUUUGUCGCAACGACGGAGAUUGCAA
Pseudogymnoascus destructans is the source of this 859-nucleotide messenger RNA. RefSeq lists its product as uncharacterized. The transcript has a single exon. NCBI's taxonomy places the organism in Eukaryota, Fungi, Ascomycota, Leotiomycetes, Thelebolales, Thelebolaceae. The record is from RefSeq and is a predicted model, not a curated record. Bases 104 to 511 code for a protein of 135 amino acids.